Messenger RNA from Rubroshorea leprosula, 464 nucleotides. NCBI's taxonomy places the organism in Eukaryota, Viridiplantae, Streptophyta, Magnoliopsida, Malvales, Dipterocarpaceae. The record is from the annotation of a GenBank genome assembly.
CCAUUAUCCACGCCAAACCAACCCAAACAAUCUACCCCAAAUGUCUCGCCAUCGACGCCAACCCUCCCAAGCUCUCCUCCCACGGGAGCUACUCAUCGAGGACGAGCCACCAAGAUCCACAGACUCGGCCAAGCUGGCAACCUCAGCCCUCCAUGGCCAUCACAACCCUACUCCUCCUCCCACCGCUGAGAGGUCCACGAAUCCAUCCACGGUUGAUCAGCAGCAAGAGUCUUCUGCAAACCAUUCCCCCGCCGCUGCAGACAACCCUCCUACUACUGCAAAAAAAUAGUCUUUCCAGCCUGAAUCCAAGUACUCCUAUAUGUUGUUGUAUUUCCUUUUAACUUUUUCUUUAAUUUGUGCUUUUGUUUUUGUGUUUGUAUGUAAGCCAGAAGGCCUUCCAUCGAUGUUGUUUGGGAGAAUGUAGCCAGUUUUCUAUGUGCGAAAAAUAAGCUCUUUGCUUUUUU